UCAGGCCACCGUGUUCCCUCCAAGCUAUUCACAGGUCUGCAGCGCUUCGCUCCACACACACACACACACUCACACACACACACGCACACACACUCACUCACUCUCACACACAUACUGGCUAUGAGCUAUUCUGAGCUGGAUCCUUCAUCCAUGGGAGAGCUGGAGUAAGUGCGGAAAAUUUCCAGAAAAUUCCCUCAAAAAUUCUGGAAGUCUAGUGACGGUUAAGGACUUAGAGUGACUUCACCAGCUCCUGAGAAAAGGUUUCUGGUGACAUGGGAAAACCCCCUUCAGAUCAAAUAUGUUGCUAAAUUUGACCAACGGGACUUGCCACAUCCCCCUGGAAACCGACUGUGAUGGUUUGACCUACAUCUACAGCCUGGCCUUCUCCCUGGGCCUGCCUGCCAACCUGCUCUCCCUGUGGGGACUGUACCAACUGGGCCGCCCUGGGGGAGGUGGCUGCCAGCUGGUGUACAUCCUCAACCUGCUGCUGUCGGACCUGCUGCAGCUGCUCACCCUGCCGCUGUGGAUCCUCUACCUGCAGAGGGGGCACCGAUGGGUGUACGGCUUGGCCGCGUGCCAGCUGGUGGGCUACGUGUUUUACGUCAACAUCUACGCCAGUGUGGUGUUCCUGUGUCUCAUCGCACUGGACCGCUGCCUGGCCAUCGUGUACCCGCUCAGCAGCAGGCGGUUCCGGAAGGUCCGGGUGGCGGCGCUGUCGGGGGUGGUGGUGUGGACCCUGACGUUCCUGUUCUGUCUCAACGGGCUGUACCCGUCCGUGUUCGAGCCCGAGAGAGGCCUGUGCUUGGAGCAGUACCCCGUCAGCCCCAGAUAUGCUGGGUUCAAGAUCGCCACGGUGGCCCUGGGGUUUCUUCUGCCCUGCUGCAUUCUGGGAUUCACCUCUGCCAGGAUCGGGGUCACCCUGCGCAACUCCCCGUCUGUCUCCGACCACGAGCGUCGCCGAAUCGUGGGGACCCUCGUCGUCAUCACUGUCAUCUUCAUCGUGGUCUUUGGGCCAUACCACCUGGUGGGGGGUUACCGUUUCGUGGCCCUGCUGCUCUCGGAGGACCCGUGCGACCUCGAGCGCUCCCUCUACCUCUGCUACCGGAUCUGCUACGGCCUCACCAGUCUCAACACCCUCCUGGACCCUCUCUUUUACAUUUUCCUGUGUCAAAACGCCCGCCUCGAGCUCCGCCGGUCCAUGCCCUGUCUGAGCAAGGGGCAGAACCAUGGGAAAGGGGUCCAGGUCAUGUCCAAGGUGAAGAUGAAGGUCGCCGGCGGUGGACGCAGCAGACAGCUGGACCAGAGCGACAGCGUGUAGGGCAACGGAUGAGAUGAGAUGAGAGACAGGUUGGGUCUCCUAUGGGCACUUGCUUAUCUGUGGAACGCACGGUGCGAAAGAACUGCAUGUGCAUGUGCAGGAUUUGCUAAUGACGGCAACUGGGGCCUUUAGGAACAAACCAGCGUUAUCAGUGUUUCUGGUAAUUGAUUCUAUCAAGCUGAGUCAUUACGACUGAGACGCAAAGACUUCAUUCCUGGCAUUGUAUUCUACAUGUGGGCAGGCUGCACUAAACAAACUUAUAAUGCACUUACUCUGCAGCUGUGCCAGUACACUGCUGGGGUGGAUUGUUGUGGGAGUGUGUGUGUGUGUGUGUGGGGGGGGGGGGGGUCUUUAUUUCACUUUCGGAUGAGAAUCAUUUCCUUAACAAUUUGAUUUCCGUGAGAAGGGAAUUAGUAAGUAAACUACACAAGAAUAUUUACUUUUCAUCACAAAGGUAGACUGGUAACCCCAGAGAUCACAGAUGUCUACAACAGAACUCGUGGGCGCCACCUGCAGCCUGUGAUAUGUACCUGCCAACUUCAGUGAACUAAAACCUUUACAAGUUAUAUGAAUAGGCUAUUUUAGUUUACAGUCAUCACAAAAUUGUAUGCCUAGAGCAUGACUCUUCAGAGAAUGUAUGUUUUGUAACAAAAACGAUAAACAAACUCUCAAACAGUAUUUAAAGAAUCAACAAAGAAAUACUAUCGCUGCCUCACAGCCUGUUCUGUGUGCACAUGGUAAAUUGAAGGGAGAGGACAAACGUUAACUUUGGAGAAGUUAGCCAGAAAUGUUAGCGUUGCUUACAGCAGAUUUGCAGUAGUUUCCCGGCCCACCGAUUCCAUCAUGGUGCAAAUAUUAUGUUUUUAUAUGUAGUAAACUAAACAAUAAAAGCCUAACUUCUUCAUCCUUUCUUUCGUUCUCGUAUCUGGUACAUUUCACAAACGCGUUAGGAUUUGUAUUGGUUAAUAAAAAAAACGACGCGACCUCCUGUUUGAAAUAUAUCUAUACACCAAUCUGAGUUGAGCUCUUUCUCCCCCACAAAACGAAAAAAAAGAAUAUGUCUGUAGUAAGGUUAGGUCUAUACAAAGUAAACCUAGUGAAGCGUAAUAAAUAGUUUAUAUCAUCAUAUUCUAACUUAGUAGGCUUUAAGGGAUAAUGGUCUACAUGGCGUUCGGGUAGCAGAAUUGAAUGCACACCAGUGUGUUACAAAUAAAAUGUCAACACAAAUGGAAACGUGUAAAUUACAGGAUUUACACAUUUAUUUGUUUCAUUAAAGCAAUGUGGUGUCUGGUUACCUUUACCCUGAUAUGCUAACCACACCAAAACUUUAUGAAUAAAUAGGGUCUGGCCACGCUCCAUUGGGGAUUGUUUCCAGUUGUUGCAAACCGUUGGACCAGCCUUUAACCAAGCAGCAUUGACCACUAUGGGAUUACUAUAGCAUAAGCAUACUGGACGUUUUGACUGCAUUCGAUACUUGGAAUUAAAACCGCUAGGGGGUGGUCUAAUCCAGCAAAAAAUCUAGAGGUCUCAGUAAUAUUUGGAGGUUGUGUGUAUGCGCACCGAAUUCAUUAGUAUCUGUAUAUGUUAUGCUCAUAUGUUGUCUUUUCGACAUUGUGCUUCUAAAAAAUGUGAGUGUUUAUGAGUAUGUGUGUCCAUAUAUCCUUGCAAGAGAACUGCUGUGUUCCUUCACUCCUGGGUGAACAAGACUGGAAUAAAGUGUAUCCUUCCAAUGCAAUAGGUUCACAUUGUCACAUUGCAUGUCAUGAUAUAUUUGUUCUCUAUUUCCUCUCUAAACAGAACCUUACAUUGUCUCUUUCUGAUUUUUCACUCUCGUUCUCAAAUCAUAAUUAAGGCAUCUUCACUUCAAAUUGUAACACGUUGCUGCCCCCUAUUGGGCGUACAUGUGCAUUACAGAGUCUGGAAUCUCAA
Clupea harengus (Atlantic herring) is the source of this 3247-nucleotide messenger RNA. Its product is annotated as G protein-coupled receptor 4. Gene Ontology annotation, biological process: G protein-coupled receptor signaling pathway. Gene Ontology annotation, cellular component: membrane. Lineage: Eukaryota; Metazoa; Chordata; Actinopteri; Clupeiformes; Clupeidae. Gene Ontology annotation, molecular function: G protein-coupled receptor activity. The record is from RefSeq and is a predicted model, not a curated record.